AGAGGGAAAAAAAAAAAAAAAAGUCUAGGCAAGCGCUGUUUCUUUAAAAAAACCGGAAAGAAAAACGGCCUCUCCAAUUCCAAACAUGCGUUUGCCCAUAAUCAUGUUGAUGCUCUUAUGCAUCUCGAAAACAGGAAUUUGCUCGAAAGCAGAUGAGUUUAAGGUAGAUGGAAAAGUGUUGGAGUUAGACGAAUCCAACUUUGACUCCGCUAUUUCCUCAUUCGAUUACAUCCUCGUUGACUUCUACGCCCCUUGGUGCGGCCACUGCAAACGCCUUUCACCCCAGUUAGAUGAGGCUGUUCCUGUUCUUGCAGCAUUGAAGGAGCCAAUAGUGAUAGCCAAAAUUAAUGCUGACAAGUUUACCCGUGUUGCUAGUAAAUAUGAUGUUGAUGCGUACCCUACCCUCAAGCUCUUUAUGCAUGGCGUUUCUAUGGAGUAUUACGGACCAAGGAAAGCAGACUUACUUGUUCAAUAUCUGAAGAAAUUUGUUGCUCCUGAUGUGACUAUUCUUAGUUCAGACACUGCCAUUCGUGAUUUUGUUGAAGCAGCUGGUACUUUCUUUCCUAUAUACAUAGGUUUUGGCUUGAAUGAGACAGUGAUAUCUAAUUUAGCUGUAAAGUACAAGAAAAAGGCAUGGUUUUGUGUGGCAAAGGAUUUCUCUGAUGAUGCCAUGGUGUUGUACGACUUUGACAAAGUUCCUGCUUUGGUAGCUCUUCAUCCAAGUUAUAAGCAGCAAAGCAUUUUUUAUGGCCCCUUUGAAGAUGAAUUUUUGGGGGAUUUUAUAAAACAGAAUCUGCUCCCUCUGGUGGUGCCCUUGAACCAUGAAACAUUGAAGCUAUUGAAAGAUGAGGAGAGGAAAAUUGUCCUGACAAUCACAGCUGAUGAGAAUGAAGACCAAUCACAGAACUUAAUCAAGUUACUUAAGGCUGCUGCAUCUGCAAAUCGUGACUUGGUAUUUGGUUAUGUUGGCGUUAAGCAGUGGGAAGACUUUGCUGAUAAAUUUGGGGCUAAUGAGAAGACAAAGUUACCAAAAAUGAUUGUCUGGAAUGGAGAUGAGGACUACUUUUCUGUUAUUGGUAUUGAAAGCCUUGAUAGCGAUGAUCAGGGUUCUGAAAUCUCACGAUUCUUGGAAGGAUAUAGAGAAGGAAGAACAGAAAGGAAGAGAGUUAAAGGGCCAUCAUUUAUGGGCUUUAUCAAUUCACUAAUUGGCAUCAGAAGUGUCUACAUAAUUGUCUUUAUUGUUGCAAUGAUGAUGCUUAUACAAAGUAUUGGUAAAGACGAUGAACCUCUUAGGGUUGGCAGCCGUGACGAGGUUGUUCGUAAUGAGAGCUCUGAUGCUGAAAGCAGUCAGUAUGGACCUGAGAAGAAAGAAGAUUAAAUUGAGGCAUCUUCCUGGUGGAAAUAUGGCAACUAAAAAAGAUGAGUUAGGGAAUAGAGUUGCAGAGGGGGAAAGAAAAUUGUUAAAAAUGCUCUGUUGAAACCAAUGAUCCCUGCUUUGUUGACAUGUAUUUCGAUAUGCUCACUGCACGGUGUCUUGUUUCAAGAAAUUAAGUAGUGAGGUGUAAUGGUUUGUGUUAUCAAGAUUCCUUUUCCUGAUAUUUUACA
Messenger RNA from Durio zibethinus, 1605 nucleotides. RefSeq names its product protein disulfide-isomerase 5-2-like. Lineage: Eukaryota; Viridiplantae; Streptophyta; Magnoliopsida; Malvales; Malvaceae. Gene Ontology annotation, molecular function: protein disulfide isomerase activity. The record is from RefSeq and is a predicted model, not a curated record. Gene Ontology annotation, cellular component: endoplasmic reticulum. Gene Ontology annotation, biological process: response to endoplasmic reticulum stress; protein folding.